CUAACGGGAUGAGCACGACUGAAGCCGCCGGCCGGAGGGACCUCCACUCGCGCUGGUGGACGGCGGCCAUCGUGGUGCAGCUGAUCACCUGUUUCUUCGGUGUUGCUGGGAGCGUCCUGAGUAUCUAUUGCGUGAGACUCUCCAAGAAAAUGCACAAGGGAAUGGCUCUUCAGUUCUACCUGUUGUUCAUAACGUUCUUCAUCAUCUGCCUGAUUAUUCUCCCGACCUCUGUGGUGGACGAAUACUACACGUUGAUUGGCUGGCAAGAUAAGCAAAUAACUUUUUACGUCGCUCUCAUUACGAUCUUUGAGAGCUUUGAACGCAACGUCAUCGGUCUUAUUGUUGUUUAUAGGUUGAUGGUUGUGUAUUUCCCAGUGCCGUUCAAGAUGCUGUCCCGUCCCGUUGUGGUCCUCACCGUGGAACUGGUCCUGUUUCUGGGAAUCCUCGCUUUGUGGAUCAUCGUGUUCCUUACUGAGAAUUACGACCAAGGUGACGUGUGGAAUCCAAUUAGGAAUGGCAGAGGGUUUGCAAUGUACUGUUUCACUCUGUUUGUGCCCAUUGCCGUUACAACCUCUUCGUAUGUCAUAAUGCUUGUGGUCCGCACCCUCAAGAGGCGGGCAGCGUUCGAGGGCGAGGGGCCAGCCAGCCUCGACAGCGUCAGCUUCGCCGUGGGCAUCACCAUCCUCGCCAACAUCCUCCUGGACGCCCUUUACUUCAUCAUCCACUUCUGCGUGACCCGGUCGACGGACCUCAGCUUCGUGAUCGUCCGCAUGAUCUACAGGCUGCACUUCGCCCUCGACCCGUUCUGCUUCGUGAUCUUCAACAGGUUUUACCGGAAGGAGAUUAAGACGAGGGGCCUUGCCUGGCUGCAGGAACAUGCUUCUCGGCUCUCGACCUUCGUCUCCAACGCCGGGCGCUCCUCGACCUAGGGUGCAGCGGGCCUUCCGGCCCCCCCCCCCCUAAACACACACGCAUACGCACAAAUAAAUAUUCAUACUUUAACGAACGGAUUUGGACGAAUAUAUAUUGGCUUUGCUGAUUUGAGGUAGGGUUUAAUGUUCCUUUUAAUUUAUUUCUACAAUUAUAUGCAUCUAAAAAAAAAGUUAUGACGAGAAGUAUGAAAAAAGUUUUAAUAUCAAGAUUUUACAUUUCAAGAAGUAUAGAAAGUGUUAUAACUUGGGCUUUUCCAAGGUCUUGAAUAUUAAAAAGUGGGUUUAGUUUUCAGAAUUGCUACUAUUUAUUCUCUAUUCUCCUCGUCUUUCAUUUAUAGAUGAGCUAAUCGGAAUUACUUUAUAUUUUUCUUUCUCUUUGCCUUUUCUUCAUAUCAUGUAAGUGAUAUGAAACUUAACAUUCACUGAUUUUUACCUUAACAUAAAAGGCACUUUAUUUAGCCAUUUAAGCAACGUUAUUAAAACAUAACCUUUGUCAUUAUGGACCUUAGCGUCCGCAUUAAGUACUUUGAAUAGUAUUACUACCCUCCUGCCCUGCAUUCAGUUGCCGCUGGCACAAAACACGCAAUGUCUCCCUCAGCUGUUUUUCGCAAACCAACUGUCCUUUCAUGGCAGACCACUGAGACGUCGAGCGAUAGGAGGCUAGAUUAAUUGAUGCGGAUUGCAAUAAGCGCUCGGAGCUGAGGUUAAUGACUUUAUUACAUAAAUUAAUGACUAACGAAGAUGCUAGAAGGAAAUGGAAUACGUGUUGCACUUAGGAGAUACUUUAGAACAGUGGUUCUUUACCUUUUUUUAGUCAAGGAGCCCUUUGAGAAUAUGGAUUUGUGUAAUAUACUCUCUUUAUUGAGAUGUGAUCAUCUGGGAUAUGGGAUACACGAGUAUUAAACUUCAAAGUAAGCAGUUAAAAAAACUUUUUAUACAAAAAGUAAUGGCUAAGGUUGUAUAGUGAAGACAAAUGAUAAUUUCUUUUUAUUUUCCUUGUAUAUAAAGGCAAGAGUAGGCUAAUGUAAAAAAAAACAAAAAAGACGUAGAUCCUGUAUUCCUCAGUUCCUAUGCUUCCAAGCCUUGCUAGACUAACUUCAGACUGGGGAACAGAGGUACUGGAAUGAACCUCAGUAAAUGUGAAAAUGUGAUUUCAGUUGCAGAAAAAAUGUGAUGUUGAGCAAGUUUAGCUCGGUGUGCAUUUGUGUGAUCAUCGUUCCUAAAAUAACUUUGACAAUGCCUUUCUUUGUUACUUUAAUUUGAAAAAUCCUCAAGUUUUAGGGUUUUAGGGUAAUUAAACCGUCGUUUUGUUUACUUUAUUUUUAAAUGUGAUGCUCAGUAACAUGUAAUGUUAUAUUACAAUACAUGCAAAACUGGUAAUGUAUUUUUUUUUACUUUAAUAUGAUUUUAUAAUUGACGUUGCAUCUAUUGUUGCAUCUAUUGCCAUUUGAACAAUAAAAAGAUAGCUCACAUGAAAGUGUUUUUCUUUAUUAUUUUUUGUGGACAAUAAAUAUGUUUUGGA
This is a messenger RNA of Penaeus indicus, 2454 nucleotides long. RefSeq lists its product as uncharacterized. The record is from RefSeq and is a predicted model, not a curated record. NCBI's taxonomy places the organism in Eukaryota, Metazoa, Arthropoda, Malacostraca, Decapoda, Penaeidae. The transcript is spliced from 5 exons. Bases 9 to 929 code for a protein of 306 amino acids.